AGAUGAUGUAUUUCCCAAACUUCUGCAAGAUGCAACCAAAUUUUCGAGUUGAAAACAAAGAAUAACCGGCGCUGAGAGCGACCCACUGAUCGUAGAUGAUUAUCAUCCAAAAAGACCUCGAAGUGUAACGGUGCGUUCACCUUCCCGCAAUGCAUAUAUAAAGGCACGAUUCACUUUCACUCUUGUUUAGUCGGCUUCGAAUGUUAUGGGUGACUGUACGUCUUCCCUUUCUGGUAGCGUUAAUUGAAGCAACAUGUUAAGCUUUUCGAUCUCGACAUCUCGGAUAAGGAUGCGAGUACCCGUUUUGAUACUUUUCGCUGCGGUCACGGCGGUAACCGGCGAGAAUGAUGAAUCCUGGGCAUGGAACAAUGAUAAACAAAAGGAGAGCCGGUCCGCCGAUCCGAGAUAUCAGGUACAGGAGCCUCCAGAAUAUUUAGGCGGUUUCGGCAACAAUGGCAUUCAGUUAGGUUUCAGACCUCAAAAUCCAGGGCCCUUCGGUCCUAAUGGCAGGCCCAUUGUACCGCCGUAUCAAGGCAAUAAUGGCGUUCUCGUGGGCCCCGGAGGACCGACCGGUAUAAUCGGCAGACCGCCUCGUUACGAACCUGACGGACCUGAUGGCAUCCUAGGUUCAGUGCCGCCGUGGAUCAGGGAUGAUCCCCGUUAUGGUCGCGAGUUUGACACAUGCAAAUGCAGAUACAGCUUCAACUGUCCAUCGCCCGGUUUGAAAUUCGGCAGCUGCUCGAGAGACAAAAAGUACUGUUGCUUCAACAGCAAAAGAUUCCCAGGGUUGUUGGGCGGAAAUCGUUAUCCAUAUUAUCCGGGUGCACCGCAUAAGUUCGGGCCGAACGGUUUUGCGCCGAAUUAUUACGGCAAUCGACGACCGUACGGUAAUCCGUACGGUGGCCACCAACAUCCGUCUUUCGGAAACUAUCACCCGGGAUCCUACGGCGGCAGUUAUGGUCACCGUAAUGAGUUCGAACCGUUAGGGCCAUAUGGCUACGACGCGGAACUCGACGAUUAUGUGAUCUAUGGCAGAUCAUUGAGCAAGAAUCAAACGCAAGCGAUCGAAACGCCAAAGAUAGACGAAGACGCCAAAAAGCAAUGACUGUAAAGAAAUUCUCGUUGAUUGAAUCAUUCCUCAUCGAUAUUUCUUCACUCUCAAUGGAGAUACCAAAGAUGUGACAGAAAUAUAAACACAUAUAUAUUCUUUUUCUAACUCAACGAUCGUGUAACAUGAUUAGAUAAGAUUUAAAGUAAGAAUUAAAUAUGAAUUGUUCGCGAUAAUAAUUAAUUUAAUAAAAGACAUGUGUGAUUUAUCAUAAGUGCAAAUUUUUAUAACGCAUAUGUGAUUUCCGAAUUUGCAAAGUGUACACUUAGAGAGUUUUUAAGAUAAUUUAUAAUUAUAGAGACUCUCUUAAAUUGAAGAGGACAUGAGAGAUCAGAUAGAUCCUCUGUUUUAAUAAAUUACUUUGAAUUAUCAAACGUAGUUAGGUUUAUAUAGUGUUUGAAAAGAAUUAAGUUUUUAAUAGUAACUAACUUGAUAAAUAAAAUUUUCUUAAUC
Messenger RNA from Ooceraea biroi (clonal raider ant), 1561 nucleotides. Its product is annotated as collagen alpha-1(III) chain. The record is from RefSeq and is a predicted model, not a curated record. NCBI's taxonomy places the organism in Eukaryota, Metazoa, Arthropoda, Insecta, Hymenoptera, Formicidae.